AUGGACUCCGCGCCUCCCGCCAAAAUAUCCUUCUCUUUAAAAUCAAAGGCGAAACCUAAACCAACUACUUCAGUUCCAACUCAAGCAUCAGCCUUUGGCUCAUUUGAUGAAGAAGUUGACCCACCAGCGCCGGCUCCCGCCAAACCCGGCAAGGGUGGGCCAAAACCACAUGUAGCAACGCAAACUAUCUUGACCAAAGCGAUGAAAAAAGAGAUGGAGGAGCAACAAAAGGUUGACUCCACUGUAUACCAGUAUGAUGAGGUGUACGAUCGUCUCAAGGAAGCAGAGAGACUUGCUGAAGUGGCGAGAGAGGAAGAGGCAAAGAUAAGGCAGCCCAAAUAUAUAAGCAACUUACUACAAGCUGCUGAUCAACGAAAACGUGACCAUCUACUAGCAGAAGAAAAAAUGAUACAAAAGGAGCGCCAGAUGGAAGGAGAAGAGUUUGCGGAUAAAGAGAAGUUUGUAACACAAGCAUACAAGGAUCAAUUGGCUGCAAACCGUCAGGAAGAAGAGGCACAGAAGCUCCGUGAAGGAAUGACCUAUUUCUAUGAGACGCUAUUAAAAGACUCGGAACAGAAACAUGCCGCUGUAAUGGCAGCUGCUUCGAGACCUACAAUUGGACCGACGAUGCCAGCAUCCGAACAGAGCCUGGCCAUUAGACCGCCAACAGAAGCCGGAGAGUUGUCGGACCUAGAAAAGGCAAGAAGAGCUAGGUUGGAAGGGAAAGAGGUAGAGUUGAAUGACGAUAACCAAAUUGUCGACAAACGGGCUCUGCUCACUGCAGGCCUUAAUUUGGCUGGGAAAAACACCUGGGACCCACUGGCAUAUAGACAAAAUAGAAAUCAGCAGGACGAUAAACCUGUACAAACCCAUACUGCUGUUGGCUCAGCGGCUUCACGUCGUGAAAUUGACGCACGCCGGAGAAAAGAAGUGGAGUCCCAAAUGACAGAAGAGAAGGAAAGGAGGGUUCGAGAAAAGGAAAAGGAGGAAGAAGAGGCCCGUAUGCGAGCUGUGAAAAGGAAAAAUGAUGAUGAGGCGGUCAUGAGUGCGAGAGAAAGGUACCUAGAGCGGAAGAGGCGAAAACUGGAGGAACCUCCUCCAGAGGAGGAAUAA
Acaulospora colombiana is the source of this 1113-nucleotide messenger RNA. The record is from the annotation of a GenBank genome assembly. NCBI's taxonomy places the organism in Eukaryota, Fungi, Glomeromycota, Glomeromycetes, Diversisporales, Acaulosporaceae.